CACUCCAUCCCCAAAAAAACCCCACCCCACUACCCACCCACUUGAUUCUUGAGUCUGAAGAAACCCAAAAAGCAAUGUCGGAUCUCUUUACCACUUUCGAUAGCAACGGCGACGCCGAGCACCACCUGCACCACAACCACAACUCCACAUCCAUGGCCUCGCCCUCCCAGCACAGUCCGAUGACCAACAACAGCAACUCAUCCUCGCAGAACGGCGGUCCAAUCUCCGGCUUGGGCACGGGUUCGGGUUCGGGCACCCCCUCCGGUGUUGGUAGCAAGUCAUCCAAUCACACAGCAUCCGGCCAAGGAUCCGAGAAUACCCCAAUGCUCACCAAGCCGCGCCUCACGGAGCUCGUUAGGGAGGUGGACACCACCACGCAGCUGGACGAGGAUGUCGAGGAGCUGCUGCUCCAGAUCAUCGACGACUUUGUCGAGGACACCGUGAAGUCGACCAGCGCCUUCGCCAAGCACCGCAAGUCCAACAAGAUCGAGGUGCGCGACGUCCAGCUGCAUUUCGAGCGCAAGUACAACAUGUGGAUACCCGGCUUCGGGACGGAUGAACUGCGUCCCUACAAGCGGGCCGCCGUCACGGAGGCGCACAAACAGCGCCUGGCCCUCAUCCGGAAGACGAUCAAGAAGUACUAGAAUGCAGGAUCGGAGGCUUGGUGUCGGUUGGCCGGAUUUCCGUUGGCGUACGCCACCCGCACACACGCCACACAACUAUAUUUUAAGCUCCAAUGUAGACUAAAGAACAAAUUUACCCCGUUCUAUCGUAGUAGUAAAGGAUUAAAAGUGCA
Drosophila takahashii is the source of this 796-nucleotide messenger RNA. RefSeq names its product TATA-box binding protein associated factor 12 (gene Taf12). Gene Ontology annotation, molecular function: DNA binding; protein heterodimerization activity; TBP-class protein binding. Gene Ontology annotation, biological process: DNA-templated transcription initiation; RNA polymerase II preinitiation complex assembly. NCBI's taxonomy places the organism in Eukaryota, Metazoa, Arthropoda, Insecta, Diptera, Drosophilidae. Gene Ontology annotation, cellular component: SLIK (SAGA-like) complex; transcription factor TFIID complex; SAGA complex. The record is from RefSeq and is a predicted model, not a curated record.